CAAAGCCAAAGCGGGACUCCGGGCCGGCGCGCACGCACGCACGCACGCGGGGGCGGGGCCGGCGCGCGCCCGCCUGUCGCGACUGUCGGCUCCAAGGCCCAGGGGGAGGUGGCCUGUCGCGGGUCGCCCGGCUCCCGGAGGCUAAGGGGGCGCGGGCGGAUGGCGGAAGGCGGCCAGCCGCAGCAGCAGCCGCCUCAGCUUGGGCCCGGUGCCGCUGCCCGGGGCAUGAAGCGGGAGUCGGAGCUGGAGCUGCCGGUGCCCGAAGCGGGGGCAGACGGACCCGAGCCCGGCCUGAGCAAGCGGCCGCGCACGGAGGAGGCGGCCGACGGCGGGAUGCAGAACGAGCAGCUGACUCCAGGUUAUCAUGGAUUCCCAGCACGGGACAGCCAGGGUAACCAGGAGCCAACAACAACUCCUGACGCAAUGGUUCAGCCUUUUACUACCAUCCCAUUUCCACCACCUCCACAGAACGGAAUUCCUACAGAAUACGGAGUGCCACACACUCAGGACUAUGCUGGCCAGACCAGUGAACAUAACCUGACGCUCUACGGGGGUACACAAGCCCAUGGAGAGCAGAGUAGCAAUUCACCAAGUAAUCAGAAUGGAUCUCUCACGCAGACAGAAGGUGGAGCACAAACAGACGGACAACAGUCACAGACACAAAGUAAUGAAAAUUCAGAGAGUAAAUCCACCCCCAAACGACUACAUGUCUCUAAUAUUCCCUUCCGCUUCCGGGACCCAGACCUCCGACAGAUGUUUGGGCAGUUUGGCAAAAUCCUAGAUGUGGAAAUAAUCUUUAAUGAGCGCGGCUCCAAGGGAUUCGGGUUCGUAACUUUCGAGAAUAGUGCUGAUGCAGACAGGGCCAGGGAGAAAUUGCACGGCACCGUGGUAGAGGGUCGUAAAAUCGAGGUAAAUAAUGCUACAGCACGAGUCAUGACCAAUAAGAAGAUGGUCACGCCAUACGCCAAUGGCUGGAAAUUAAGCCCAGUAGUUGGAGCUGUGUAUGGCCCUGAAUUAUAUGCAGCAUCCAGCUUUCAAGCUGAUGUGUCCCUAGGCAAUGAGGCGGCUGUGCCCCUAUCAGGAAGAGGAGGCAUCAACACUUACAUUCCUCUAAUCAGUCUCCCUUUAGUUCCUGGCUUCCCUUACCCAACUGCAGCCACCACGGCAGCCGCAUUCAGAGGAGCCCAUCUGAGGGGCAGAGGACGGACAGUGUAUGGUGCAGUCAGAGCGGUACCUCCAACAGCCAUCCCCGCCUAUCCAGGUGUGGUUUACCAGGACGGAUUUUACGGUGCUGACCUCUAUAUAGAGUCUGCAAACUGCUUCAGAUCAAACAGGGUGGAUAUGCAGCCUACAGAUAUGCACAGCCUGCUACUGCAACCGCAGCCACAGCUGCUGCAGCCGCUGCAGCCGCUUACAGCGACGGUUACGGCAGGGUGUACACAGCUGACCCCUACCAUGCCCUCGCCCCUGCCGCCAGCUAUGGAGUUGGCGCUGUGGCGAGUUUGUACCGAGGUGGCUACAGCCGAUUUGCCCCCUACUGAAGUGACGUGAGACCCCUGCAAAUGGGACAGCCCCCAGUUCAUGAGGCCUGGCUAUUGCAAUAUUUACUAGUAGAGGACUCUAUAGCAAGUGAAGAAGAAAACAAACAAACAAAAAAGAAAGAAUACUUUUUUAUACCUCACUAUGUUCUUUGAAUAUGUAUUUUUCCUUUAAAUUUCUGCCUUUAA
Molecule: messenger RNA, 1727 nt
Organism: Phodopus roborovskii (desert hamster)
Lineage: Eukaryota; Metazoa; Chordata; Mammalia; Rodentia; Cricetidae
Gene: Rbfox2
Product: RNA binding fox-1 homolog 2
Exons: 15
Coding region: 160-1551 (463 amino acids)
Biological process (GO): nervous system development; regulation of alternative mRNA splicing, via spliceosome
Cellular component (GO): cytoplasm; nucleus
Molecular function (GO): mRNA binding
Source: RefSeq, a predicted model, not a curated record